UUCCAUUCAUUUUCGCACGUUCCAAACAAAUCCUAGUUCCAAAGAGAGCAAUGUACUUGUGAUUUCGAACAUGUACGAAGCGAACAGUUAACAAUCCGCCUCUGCUCGCUCGCUCGCUCGCUCUCUCUCUCUCUCUCUAGCGCAGAUUCCCAUCGCAUUUCCUUCUCUCGUCUACCCUCUGCUUCUCCAUCCAUACUCUCUCUCUCCCCCCUCACUUCUGCCGAUUUUCUCUCUACAGUCAGCCGCCCACCAAACCGUUUUCAUUCCAAUUCUUCCCCAACCCACCGAUCUAUCGCAGUCGUCGAAUUCACCGGCGUCACUCAUAGGAAUCCGGCGUGUUGUUUAACCGGUGACUUGUCUUCUAUGUCUUCUAUUUGAAACUAUUUCUUGUUUUGGAAUCAAAGUUGAGAAAACUAGGGUUUUGGAUUCAAUUUUGCGUGGUAUUUUACAAUUAUGCCCCGGAGUUUUUCGCUUCAGUAAUCGCACAGACAUAGCAAACACAGUUCCAAAGAGGGUAAAGCUAUUUGAAUUACUCUCGUUUGGAAUCAAAGUUGAGAAAGCUAGGGUUUUGGAAAUUUUUUUUUUUAUCUGGUUCGCUGUAUUCGUACGUUUUACAACCAUGCCCCGGAGUAGUUCGCGUCACAAAUCGCACAAACAGAGCAAACACGGUUCCAAAGAGGGUAGAGAUCACUCGGAACCAGAGAAAGAGGAUGUGAAGAAGAUGAAGGAUAGGAACGAAGGUUCUGUUAGGGAUUCGGGUUCGAAGCGAAAACUCGGUUCAUCCAGUCGUGAUAAUGGUGGUACGGAGGAAGAGUAUGUGGCUUCGAAGAGGCGUAAAGAGAAGGCCGAUGAUAGGUGGACUGCCAGUGGGGAUGAAGAAGGCGGAGUUGCAACAACAGUGGUGAUUAAGGAGGUGAAAGGGGAAGUUUUGAGGAUUGAAGGAGAAAAUAAGUCAAAACCUUCGGUUGAUUUGAAGAGGGUUGAUGGAGAGAAUAAGUCGAAACCUUUGGUUGAUUCGAAGAGGGUUGAAGGAGAGAAGUCAAAACCUUUGGGGGAUUCGAAGAGUAAAAGUAGUAGAAGGCAGGAAAGUGGUAGUGAGAAGAAAGAUGAGAGUGUGGGUUUAUUAGCGGAGAAAGAGGAGACUAAGAGUAGCACAAGCAGAGUUGAUUUGAAGAGGAAGUCUGAAAAAGAUUUGGGGCCAAAAGAGGUGCAGCAGAAUAAGGAUUCGAAGGAUAAGGAACGGGGGCUAGAGAGGGAGAGGAAAAGUAUUCAGGACAUUAAACGGGAAAAAGAGGCGGCUACUGUUGAUGUUGAAGCGGCAAGGAAACAAGGGGAAGAGCGACAAGGAAAACGCGGUAGAGAAAAUAAGGAGUAUCCUCUACAGGAUGAGUUACGGAAUCCCGAGCUAGAAAAGGAACUCGAGCGACGUAUGAGGAAGAGAGGUGAUGGCUCUACUGAUAAAGAUAAAUAUCAUGAUGGUGGAAAAGAAAGUGAAGAUGGACGACUUUCUACAAGGGGAGAGCAGCGUGCCAAGGAUGGAAGGUACAAGGAUGAAAAGAAUAAGGAUGGAAGUUCUGGAGAUAAGCACCGUGAAGAUAGUGAGAGAGGUACUAGACACAGAGAUGACAAGUAUAGGGAAGAUGCUGAGAGAGAUGGAAGACGCAGGGAUGUUAAGUAUCGUGAAGAUGGUGACAAAGACUAUAGACACAAGGACAAUAAAUACCGUGAAGAUGGUGAGAGAGAGAACAGGCACAAGGAUGAAAAGUACCGUGAAGAUAGUGAGAGAGAUAAUAGGCGCAAGGAUGAUAAGUACCGUGAAGAUGGUGAUAGAGAUAGAAGACAGAGGGAUGAUAAGUUCCGUGAAGAUGGUGACAGAGAUAAAAGACAGAAGGAGGAUAAGUACCGUGAAGAUGGUGACAGAGAUAUUAGACACAGGGACGAUAAGCAUCGUGAAGAUGGUGAUAGAGAUAACAGACACAAGGGUGAUAAGUAUCAUGAAGUCAGUGACAGAGAUUAUAGGCAUAGGGGUGAUAAGUACUAUGAGAAUGGGGAAAGAAAUGAUAGACGCAGGGAUGACCGGCAUGUGGAAGAUGGUCACAUGGAUAGCAAAGCUAGGGAAGAGAAGAAUUGGCAAGAUGUUGGUAGAGACAGUAAAUACAGGGAGGGAAUGCAAAGAGAGGAUGAUGAGAAAGAUAAGAGGCUUCGGGAUGUUGACUACCGGGAUGAACAGUCCUCUAGAGAUCGCACAAGUGGUAAGUCUGAUAUCAAGCAUUUGAGGGAUGAAAGUAAUGCUGCAGCAGAACUACAUCACAGGAAAUUGAAUAAUCGCGAUGCUAGCCCAAUUUUUGAUGAUCAGAGUUCCAGAUACAAGGAUGAUAAAGGCAGGAGGAGAACCGGUGAUAGAGAGGACCAUGUUGAGAUUAGACCCCGGACUAAUACCAAAGAGGAAGAUUAUGAAGGAGAAAAGAUCUUGAGCAGUGUGAGAGUAGAGUUGGUUGGUGAUAGAGGAAGAUCUAACUCACGUAACACUGCUUUGGAGGUUAGUGCGAACCACAGUAGACGGAUGAAUUCUCCUAGCUCUAGCUCUCAUGCCGGAAAAGAUCAUUACAGGCUUGCAAAGCAUGAAGAAUCAAGGAGUAGGGACUAUAUUCGUGAAGAGAGAAUUAGGCAUAAUGUAACUUCAAGCAAGGAUUAUGCUGAAAGGGCUCCACUGUCUCGGUCUAUUGAGAAAACCCUUCAAAAGGAUGACAUCCGUUUGGUUGAGUUUUCUGCUGAAAGGCAUCCAAAGGAAGAUGCUCACUCUUCGCCCUUACAUUUGGUGGAUAAAUCGCCAUCGUCCACGAGUACUGACCGCAGACAGUUGAAUAGAUCUGGUGUUAGGCGAAAUCUUGAUAUUGAGGACUCAGGGCAGAGAAGUGGUGGUUCAAGAGAUGCAAAGAGCCCAUCUCAAGCAGAUGGGGACAACAAGUCUGUAUCUUCACCUUUUAGUAGAACUGGUAACUUUUCUAAUAAUCCGAGGUCCCUUCUACCUCCUCCUCCCCCCUUCAGAAUGGGGCCCGACAGCCCUCUAGUUUUGGGCUCUUUUGAAGACGACAAUAGAAGUAAGCCAAACAACUGUCAUAGGAGGAUUGGUGAUCACACCACGGGAAGAGCACAAGGAAGUCCUUGGAGAGGUGUCCCCAACUGGUCUUCCCCUGUGGCAAAUGGCUACAAUCUGUUCCAGCACGGCCCACCUCAAGUUUUCCAUCCAGUUAUGCAGCAGUUUCCUGCUCCUUCAAUGUUCAGUCUUAGACCUCCUUCAAUGGAAUUGAACCAAUCUGGGGUUCCUUACCAUGUACCUGACGGGGAUAGAUUCUCUGGGCACGGGCGUCCGCUUGGUUGGCGGCAUACGGUGGAGGAUCCCACCCAUGGAUGGGAUGCAAGUAAUGCUGUUUUUGGGGAUGAAUCUCAUAUAUAUGGGAUACCAAGUUGGGACCAGAAUAGUAGAAACCUUACGGGUGGUCAGGUGUGGGAGACAAAUAGUGGAGGCGUGAGGAAAGGGCAUAACAGUGGUUCAAGCACAGAGUUGCCAUCUGCACCAGAUAUAGUUGAUUAUUCAACUCGUGGACGAGCAGAUGACGUUUGGUCUGGCCAGUCAUCUCUUAAAGCUCAGAACGAUGAAAAACAUCCCAGUGCUCAGGUGGAGAGCAUUCACUUUGAACAGUCGAAUGACGCUAAUGAAAAGAAUGCAUUUGAAACUCCCAAAACUAUUCCUGAGGAAAUGCCCAGCCUUCCAAGAAAAGAGGAUGCUUGCCUUUCACAUCUUUAUCUUUCCAUGCUUGACAUUUCACCUGAUCUUACUCAACCUGAAUUAUAUAACCAGUACACAAAUUUGGUGGGUAUGGAUCAGAACACUGUUUCUGAUGAGGAUCAUUUCAAGUUUUUGCUUAUGGAGGUAAAAUUGGAGGCUAUGGACGCCACAGCAAACCUCUCAAAUAAAAGUUCAAGAUCUUCACUUUUUCCUACCUUGAAUCAUCCUGUUUUGCAGGUUUACUUGCAGAAAGCCAUGUCCCUGUACAAGAAGACGAGAGAAGUCGUCAGGGCUAUAAAUGGAGAUAAUAUACCAAUUUUCAACGUGGAGAAUCUUGUGUCGGUUGUUGCAUUGGAUCAAGAAGGAGCAUGUUCAAAUGAUAAACCCGGAGAUGUGGUAGAGUGUGAUCAUCAAGAAGCAGUUGUUUCAGCUUUAAACAAAGUGAAGUCCAAAGUGUCUCCUGAAAUCACCACUGAUAAGAUAGACGAACCAGUUCUGGGUGAUGGUCAGGAGAAAUUGGAGGCCGCAAUUGCAGUUCUAAAGAAGGUGGAAGUGGAGUUGAAUCUGGUUUCACAGCAACAGGGGACACUGCACUCCAUUGUGGAAAACAAAUCUUCUCCUCCAGAAAAUGUGGAAAGAUCUGAUACCCAUUCACUUGAUAAAGUUGAAGAGGUGAAUGAGGCUAGAGAAUCCAAAGGCAACUGUUCUAUCGCAAAUGAUGUUAAUUGUGGUCUCUCGUUUUUUUCUGAGGUUUCUAAGGAGGCAGUGAUGCCAGAGUCGGUCGAGUCUGAGUCAGUAAAUUUAAGUCGGAUACAUCAAUCUCCUGAAAGUACACAUUGAGACAAUUUAUUUGCGCUGCAGGUUUUUGAAAUGCCUUCUGGUUCUUUUUGAAAUAAUGCAGCUAUGAUGUUGUCUAUGCUUGCUGCAUUAUCUUUAGUUCGUUAAUAAAACUUUUUGUCUUCAA
Molecule: messenger RNA, 4754 nt
Organism: Rhododendron vialii
Lineage: Eukaryota; Viridiplantae; Streptophyta; Magnoliopsida; Ericales; Ericaceae
Exons: 5
Coding region: 620-4630 (1336 amino acids)
Source: RefSeq, a predicted model, not a curated record